AUGAAACAUUCAACUAAUCCAUUAAAUGUCUUACAAAGAUUUUUCUUAAUAUUUCUAUAUAAUACUAUAUUAUAUUCAUAUGUAAGAACAAAUGAAGUUGGACUUCGACGAUUAUUAUUUCAUGAAAGACCAUAUGAUAACCAUGUUUGUCCGGAAAAAGGUGUUACUAAAGUUUAUACAAAUUUAAUUUUACUUCAAAUUGAAAGUGUUGAUGAAAAAGCACAGAUAGUUACAAGUAAUAUACAAUUAGUAUGUGCAUGGUGUGAUCCAUAUAUGUCAUGGAAUCUUAGUCGUUAUAAUAUAACUGCACUUUCAGUUGGUGCAGAUUAUUUAUGGACACCGAAUGUUGUUUUAGUUAAUUCAGCUGAUAGAAAAUUUUCUCGAAAUCGUGAACAUUAUGCACUUAUUCUUCGACAUGAUGGUUAUGUUCGAUUUAUGUUUCAAGAUUUAUGGAAAACAAUAUGUAAAGUUCGUUUAACAUAUUUUCCAUUUGAUCAUCAACAUUGUACAAUAAUAAUUCGUAGUGGUGGACAUGAUAGUCAUUCAAUAAAAUUUAUACAACGACGUCCUAUUGAAGGUCAUUCAUUUAUACGUGGUGAAUGGGAAUUAAUUCAUUCAUAUAUGGAAAUAACAGAUGAAAGUGUAUCUGAUUUUGGUCAAGUUAAUUAUAGUCUUGUACGUUUUACAUUAAUAUUAAAACGUAAUCGUUUAUAUUAUUUAAUGAAAGUUAUUUUACCAUAUACACUUGUAUCAUUUGUAACAUUAUUUACAUUUUUAUUACCACCACAAACAGGUGAAAAAUUAACAUUAAAUGUUACAAUACUUUUAUCGUUAGUUAUAUAUUUACAAUUAAUUAGUGAAUAUAUUCCAAAAUCCGAUGAUGAAACACCAAUAUUAACAUUAUUUUGUAAUGCAAAUUUUUUUUUAGUUUUCUUAUCAUGUAUUAUGACCGUUUAUGUUCUAUAUUUAUAUCAUCGUCCAUCAACAUCAAAUGUAGCUCAUGUGCCAUUAUAUAUGAAAAUUAUAUUACUUGAUUAUAUAAGUCCUAUUGUUUACUGCAGUAGACAAAAAAAUAAAAAACAAAAACAUGUUUCAAAAGCAUUUCCAAAAGAAACAAGACCAAGACGUUUAGGUAGUAUUGAAAAACGUAUGUGUAAUAUAUUUUCCGUAACAUCAUCAAUUCGAAUGCCUAAUCAACAAGCUGGUGAAUUAUUAAGAUGUUUACAACAACUAAAAGGACAGAUACGUACACAUUGUAUCUUUCCACCAUAUAUCAAAAAUGAAUAUGAUCCAGAUAAUGAUCUAUUAAAUAUUAAUAAUCAACAACGUUUAGAUGAAUGGCAACAAGUUGCAUUAGUACUUGAUCGUCUGUUCUUUUUAAUAUUCAUUGUAGCUAUGCCAUGUACAGCAUUAUUAUUUGUAUCAGCACAUUUAUCUGUUACAAAAGUUUCAAAUGAUUUUCGUUCAAAUUUAACAAAUAUGAAAGUUGAAUCAGUCGAUGCAAAAUGUCAUUUAACUUAUGAACCUAUAAUAAAUUAA
Messenger RNA from Adineta steineri, 1539 nucleotides. NCBI's taxonomy places the organism in Eukaryota, Metazoa, Rotifera, Eurotatoria, Adinetida, Adinetidae. The record is from the annotation of a GenBank genome assembly.